AUGCUGCCUGCCUUCCAGGUGCACCUGCACCAGCCCAUUCUUGAGCGCGUGGCGCAGGUGGGGAAAUUCGAUGGUCGCCACCCCGCACUAGCGUGCGGCACCACCGCCGGCAAAGUGUUCAUCCACUCGCCCAACGAAAACACCUUCCGCGACAACUCGGAGAGCGACGAGAGCGAGCAGAACAGCGUGCGCUUCCUCAAGAUCAACCGCAAGGUCACUGCACUGGCUGCAGGCAAGUUCGAGGCGGCGGACCAGGGGGACACGCUCGUGGUGGGCACGCAGUCCAGUCUGCUGGCCUACGACGUGGAGAAAAACUCAGACAUCUUCUACAAGGACGUUCCCGAUGGAGUGAGUGCCAUGCUUUUCGCUCCAGCACCCAGGGCUGCAUCGUCAGUGAAUUCACCGUCGCAAAUGGUUGUGGUGGGCGGCAAUUGUUCGCUGCAAGGCUUCGGCCGUGACGGCGGAGAGCUCUUCUGGACGGUCACGGGAGACAAUGUCCGAGCGCUGACUGUGAACGACGUGACCGGUCACGGCCGAGACGAACUCGUUGCCGGGUCGGAUGACUUCGAGAUCCGGGCUUUCCAGAAUGAAGAGGUUGUGUUUGAGUGCACAGAAACAAGUCGAGUGCUCGCCCUCACGGCGAUCAAGAAGCAAAUGUUCGGGUACGCGCUUCAGAACGGAACUGUAGGUGUCUACAAAGGCAAACACCGGGCGUGGCGUGUCAAGAGCAAGAACAUGCCAACCGCUAUCCAUAGCUUUGAUAUCGACGGAGACGGUGAGAAGGAAAUCGUCAUGGGCUGGAGUAACGGCAAGUUUGAGUCGCGUAGAUUGACGAAUGGCGAGGCUGUGCACAAAGAGGUACUUUCGUCGCCCGUGGCGGCACUCGUGACGGCAGAUUACCGCAUGGACGGCAAGGAAGAGAUUAUCUGCUGUUCAGCGGACGGUGAGAUCUGUGGCUACUUCACAGCUACGGGCGAUUUCCCUGCGCCUGGAUCGUCCAGUACCGCUGCCACUGACAAAGCUAGCCAAGAAGAGAAGGAGGUUGCGAAGCUAUCCAAACACCGUGCAGCUCUUCAACUUGAGAUCAAAGCUUUGGAAGCAAACCAAGCUGGUGCGAGUGGAGCGACAGCAGGAAAAGGACUACGCAUCCGCGCCGACACGAACAUCAAGGUUAGAUCUCUGGCUAGCAAGACUGCCACGAACUUCGAGCUUGAACUAUGUACGGAGAAUGACGCUGUUAUCAAGAUGGUGGUGGUGUUUGAAUCGGAGGCGGGGAUCUUCGAGGGCGAGUCUCUGGUAGUUCGUCCAGCGACCAUGAGUCCGACGGUUCGAAUCCCGUUGAAUUUGAACAAGCACGCCGCAGCGCGUCUCGACUUCAAGGUACUGGUAGGCUCACGCGGCCACCACACCUCCUUCCACGUAUUUGAAUGCACCUUCAAGUUGCCAAAGUUCGCAGCAUUUCACCACAUCACCGGCGAAAGCGCGGGCCCGCAGACGACCCCGGAAGGCUACGUGCGAUUUAUCACACCUGUCAAGCCACAGCAAAUGUAUUCGUGGAUAGACAACGCCUUCGUGUUGGCCGAAGCGAUCCCGGAAAGCUCGCAAGCGCAACUGAUGUUCCGCUCGCUUCGUGACAACUCGCGGCUGAACAUCUCCAUUACACCGCAGGAAACCGUGUUCCGAACGGACAAUAUGGAGCUAGCAGCCGAGCUUGUUCAGCACAUGUGCGCAUUUCUCGAAUGGCGUGAGCUCGAAUCGGUGGCCGAGUUCCCACAACAAAUGGAGGAAUUCCGCAACUUGCUCGUGCGCGUGGAUGAGAGCAACGCCAUCCGACUCAAGCUCACCGGCGAAAUGGCGGACGAUUCUAACCAGGUGAAGAAUCUCAUCAUCCGAGUUGAAGACUCGCGAAUCCUCAACGACAUGUCACGCAUGCGGCGCUUCUACUCCGAGCUGUUCUCUCUCAACAAUCAGCUUCUAGGCGAGUACACCAAGCGAAGCACUAACCACCAGGCACUUCUGGAUGCUCUCAAAGAGGUAAACAGCAUGAUCCAGCUUGCGGCGCGGCUGCGCUUCGGCAACGCCAAAUCCACGGUCAUUGCGGCUUGCCGCAAGGCCAUCAAAAACAACAAUAUUCACGCGCUCUUCUACAUCGUCAAGACUGGAAAAGAAGAGCACCAGUAA
Molecule: messenger RNA, 2181 nt
Organism: Phytophthora sojae
Lineage: Eukaryota; Oomycota; Peronosporomycetes; Peronosporales; Peronosporaceae
Exons: 2
Coding region: 1-2181 (726 amino acids)
Biological process (GO): non-motile cilium assembly
Cellular component (GO): BBSome; motile cilium; membrane
Molecular function (GO): protein binding
Source: RefSeq, a predicted model, not a curated record